CAAAACCGAAAGUAAAAAAGCGGAAGUGGGAGCAGUGACAUGAUUAAUACAUUGUUUUAGAAUUUAACACCAAAACCUACAGAAAUGGAUGCUGACGGUCUUCCUUUAGUUGGCCCAGGGAUAGAUUAUACAAAAGUAGACGCCAUUAACCAAAAGCGUUUGAUUGCCUUCAUCAACCAUUUUGUAACUCACACAGCAGGAUUCCUGAACAGGUUUUCAUGUGUAUGUGAGGAGAAACUGGAGCACCUUUCUCACAGGAUUCAGCAACUCGAUAUCACAAUGAGCCUCCUUGAAGCAAAGAUCAAUUCCAUACCUGGCUUAGAGAAUGUGACGGCACCAUUAUCGUCAUCAUCCUCAUCAAGUAGUUCCACAGCACCAGCAGCACCAACAGAAGGGGCGGGACCUGUAGCCCCUCCCACUGUUGCAGCUCCUGCUGUUCCAGCGGCACCGGCCCCUGGGAGUCAGGAAGCUCCACCCCCACCCCCUGCAGAACCUGUGGCAGCAAACCCUGUAUCAAAGGACCCUCGAUAUCAAAAGUUUUUCAAAAUGCUUCAGUUUGGUGUACCAGUGCCUGCUAUAAAAACCAAGAUGUCAGUGGAAGGUUUGAAUCCUGACCUUCUGGACACACCGGAUGCACCAGCCCCAGCAGGUGGUACCACAAAGGCCAACGAUGACGAUGAUUUUAGCUCCAACAGUGAGGAUGAGGAGUCAGAAGAAGAUGACAGUGACUUUGACUAACUGUGGUUGUUACAUUAGUUAUAUUAAUUAGAGCUAUUUAAAUAAAGGCCCAUUUAAAGCCUGUUCAUGAGACUUUCUGACAGGUGACACAUUAAAAUUACAUUUAUAGAACUCAUGCAUUGACUCUGCUCAAAUUUAUGAGUUUUUUUUUGCAAAAUGAAUAUAAUAUUUUUUUAAAUGCUGAAAUGCUUACAAACUGUAAAUUCUUGAGGACAGAACAAUUUGUUGUUAUGAAUAACAAUAGGAGUGAAAAUAGACUCGGAAUGUGAAGAUAAGCAUUUCAAUUACUAACUGAUAAAUAUGCACAAAAAGUCAAGUUGAGAAAAGAUUCAUGGGUGCGAAACUGUUAUUAAUCAAGAAAGCAAAUUAUGAAUUUAACACCGAAUUUCUUAUACAAUUAAGAAAAAAAUCAGGACGAAUGAAUAUUUUGAAAAAACCCAAAGUAUUGAGAUUAAUUAUGUUCCAAUUAACAUUGAUCAACUAUAUGUGAAAGAAAAUAGAAAGAAAUCUGUUGAUUUCGCUGUAAAGAAAAGAUAUUAUUUUCUACAAUCUUCAUUAUGUAUACCUUAUGCGUUUGUGUAACAAGACCUCAUAGAAUUUUUUAACCAGGUUUUUAACCAGGUUUUCCGAAGGAAAAAACUGGUUAUUAGAUUGGCGAAUGCGGGCUGGCUGGCUGGCUGGCGGGCGGGCGGAACAAGCUUGUCCGGGCCAUAACUAUGUCGUUCAUUGUCAGAUUUUAAAAUCAUUUGGCACAUUUGUUGGACGGUGUGUCGCGCAAAAUAAUUACGUCGAUAUCUCCAAGGUCAAGGUCACACUUUGAGUUCAAAGGUCAAAAAUGGCCAUAAUGAGCUUGUCCUGGCCAUAACUAUGUCAUUCAUUGUGAGAUUUUAAAAUCAUUUGGCACAUUUGUUCACCAUUAUGGGACGGUAUGUCGCACGAAAGAAUCACGUCAAUAUCUCCAAUGUCAAGGUCGCCACGACUAAAAAUAUAUUUUUUUUAAAAACAAACUUACAAAGGGGGUUAAUUUUGUUUGUUCAUUUCAAAAGUUCAGUUUGAGUUUUCUCCCUUUAUCAGAUUUUUUUUUCACAAUGAAAACCUGGUUUUGUGACAAUUUUGUCCCUUGUUUAUAAAUACAGUGUUGGAACAAAAUGUGCUUCUUAUUCGAGUAAAUUUGUGGCAUUUAUACUAAAAUUUCAUGCAUUCCAGUGUUACGUACUGGUUUAGUUUAGUAUAGACACAUUUUUUGAUUGAAUCAAAUUUCAAUACAAAGAGGACAUUCUUGUACAUUUUAUCAUGUUCAUCCUUAUACAAAUAUUAAAUAUCAGUUUUAUAUUAAACGCAAUUAUUCAUAUGAACAAUGUUUCUUUUUUGUAACAAGUGGUUGUGUUGUUAAAGAUUGAUGUCAUUAUGUGCAAUAUUAGUUUGAACUUGUUAAUAUGAACAUCGUUCUGUGAUAACAGGGCUUAAUGCAUUUUCCUUUAGUGGUGCCCUAGAUUUGUGUGCACAGUCAUCACAUCCUUAUCAGGGACAACACUGCACAGGCUUAUCUAGGAUAACACUAAUACACACAUGAAAUAAGCCCUGUUGUCACAGAGUGGGGCUCAAAUGUUACUUAAUGUAUAUUUUACAUGUAAGUUGUCUGGAUAUACAGUUUUAGGGCUGAAUGUUUUUAUUUGUUUGCCCAAUAUAAGUAAUAUGAACAUACUGGUUAAAUAUGAUAAUGAAGAUAUACAUUCUACUUGUAUAGCAAAGUGACUACAUAUUGAUAACGGGUAUUAUUUGCGGACAACUUAUAUGGCAAUUUUGACUGUCACAUAAGUCUAGAUGCAGUAUUAUACUAAAAGUUAACACUUUAAAACGAAUAUUUCAUACAGAAGUGAUGUAAUCAAACAUUUGAAAGUUUCAAUAAUGUUCAAUAUGUUAAUAAUAAUAUGUUUGCAUGUAAGUUUACUCGGUGUUAAUGAGAAAUAAAUACUCAUUUUUAAUACA
Molecule: messenger RNA, 2727 nt
Organism: Dreissena polymorpha
Lineage: Eukaryota; Metazoa; Mollusca; Bivalvia; Myida; Dreissenidae
Product: WASH complex subunit 3-like
Exons: 6
Coding region: 85-738 (217 amino acids)
Biological process (GO): actin filament polymerization; exocytosis
Cellular component (GO): WASH complex
Source: RefSeq, a predicted model, not a curated record